Messenger RNA from Ustilago hordei, 1971 nucleotides. RefSeq lists its product as uncharacterized. The record is from RefSeq and is a predicted model, not a curated record. NCBI's taxonomy places the organism in Eukaryota, Fungi, Basidiomycota, Ustilaginomycetes, Ustilaginales, Ustilaginaceae. Gene Ontology annotation, molecular function: serine-type exopeptidase activity; dipeptidyl-peptidase activity. Gene Ontology annotation, biological process: proteolysis. The transcript has a single exon. Bases 1 to 1971 code for a protein of 656 amino acids.
AUGAAGCUGACAACCCCGCUCACGCCAUGGCUGGCUUUGGCCCUAAGCCUGUCCACCCUCAACAUCCCAGCCAAUGCUACGCCUACAAUCAGCUCGGACGAGGCUUCGGCAAACGCACCCUCUUACAUCAGUGCUGAGCGUCUGACCCAUUCAACGCCUCGUCGCAUGGAUGGCUUCCAGCGCAUGCUCGAACGGAGAUAUAAGAGACAGCAAGAACGUAACGAGCUUGCUCAAGCCAAGGCUGCAGAGUACUCCGACGAGACUGACAACGUCCUCCUUGGCCGGGUCUGGAACGCUGUUCAUGGCGGCCUCUCCAUGCAACAAGACGUUGGCUCCACCCUAUCCAAGUUUCUGGACUACAUUAGUAUUGCUGACGUCUCCGCGACAAAGAGGAGCAAGAAGCACAACAUCAAAGAACCCCUCUACCACAAGCAGCCUUUGGAUCACUUUGACAACACCACCCAAGCUCAGUUCGAACAACGCUUCUUCUACUCUACUCGACACUACAAACCCGCUUCGGCCCGCAGAAACGGUGAAGCGGUACCCAUCUAUAUUCUCGACAGUGGUGAGGCUGAUGCCACCGCCCGUAUCCCUUUCCUCGACACCGGUAUUCUCGAUAUCUUCUCCAAAGCUACUGGCGGCAUUGGCAUUGUCCUCGAGCACCGCUACUAUGGAACCUCGCUCCCAAACCGCACUGAGUUGGGCUCGGGAGAUGCUUGGGGAGUAGACCAACUUCGAUGGCUCACCAACAAGCAAGCCCUCCAAGACUCAGCCGACUUCAUUCGAAACCUCGACAUUCCAGGCACGGAUAAUAGCGAGAAACGCAAGAUCAUCUACUAUGGUGGAAGUUACCCCGGCGCAAGAGCUGCUCACAUGCGUUUCCUCUAUCCCGAACUUGUCCAUGGCGCUAUUGCAUCCAGCGCGGUAGUCACUGCUGUGGACGAAUUCCCAGAAUAUUUCUACCCCAUUGCAAGAGGUGCACCCACCAACUGCAGUCAAGCUAUCCAAGCGGCUAUUGCUGGCAUUGAUGAGAUUGUUGCUCCCAACCCACUCACUGGUGCUGAUCAGCCUGAACGAGAUACUAACCGCACCCAGCAGCUGCUCGAGCUGUUUGGUCUUCAAGGCCUAACCAACCUCGGCGACCUAGCCAAUCUCAACACCUACCCUUUGGGUUCAUUCCAGAGUCUCAACUGGGAUCCAAAAGUCUCCUCCACCGAGUUUGGCCAGUUCUGUGAUGUACUCACCACUUACGGCACCAAGCAAGCCUACGAAACCGAUUCACCUAGCGCUCAUGCUGAAGCUCAAGGUCUCAACAUAUCACGUCAAGUUCAUGCAUACGCACACUACAUGCGCACCAACUACGUCCAACCCUGCACUCAAGGCGAAGAUGGUCAACCAGGCUCCACCGCAGAUGAAUGUUUCGGUACCGACUACGAAGCAUUUGCUUCCGAAACUAAACUUUCCGCUGGUCGAGCUUGGACUUUCCAAUACUGCUCUAUUUGGGGUUACAUCAUGACUGCCCCUCCCCUUCCACGAUAUCUUCCCACACCAGAUGGCAAGAGCAAGUACUUUGUUUCUUCCGGUCCAAAGCUCCUUUCGACCCUGCUGGAUUAUGACUAUGCACACCAGAUCUGCGAAAAAGGCUUCCCAGCUGGUCAACACUUGACAAUGCCGGAGAGACCAGAUAUCGAUGAGGUGAACAGAUUGGGCAGCUUUAGCUUGUCAGUGGAUAGGCUGGCCUUUGUCGACGGACAGUAUGAUCCUUGGAGGCCCGCGACGGUGCAUAGUGAGGAAUUUGCCAGUGGAGGAGCAAGGGCAGAUACGAUUCAGAGACCGUUCAAGUUGAUUCCGGAUUGCUGGCAUCACUGCGAUGAGAAUGGGUUGAAAGAUGACAAGAAGACGCCAGAAAGAGUGAGGUUGAUUCAUGAACAGCAGCUCGAGUUUGUCAAGCAGUGGUUGAAGCAGGAUUGA